Stereum hirsutum FP-91666 SS1 is the source of this 801-nucleotide messenger RNA. RefSeq lists its product as uncharacterized. The record is from RefSeq and is a predicted model, not a curated record. The coding region runs from base 1 to 801 and encodes 266 amino acids. The transcript is spliced from 4 exons. Lineage: Eukaryota; Fungi; Basidiomycota; Agaricomycetes; Russulales; Stereaceae.
AUGGAUCGACUCGGAGUGACCUCGACUAGUCUCGACGAGGAGGAGAAUUGUCAGGCGAAACAUUGGCGUACGCACAAGCCGGAAUGUCACAAGGUCGAAGGUUCAGGGUUCUGUCAACAUAUCGAAACUCUUUUGAGUGAUCCAUAUGUCCGUCAAUACCUUGAAAUAUACGCUAUCCUCGCGUUUGAUUUGCUCGAAGACGAGGACUUACCCAUCGACUCUCCUAUCCUGAUGCGCGUCGACCUCGCUAUCGAACCGUCUGACAUCCGGCAAUUUCUCGCCAUUAUGGAGUCGAAGCUUGAUUCUUCGAAGAAGAUAGAAGGAAUGCUACAGGUCAAUGAGAUCGUGAAAAUCACGGAAGAUAGCGUCUUGUCUCAAAGAGCAAUGCACAGUUGGCGUGAAAGCGUUGCGAAACAGCGGGAGGGCACUCGCUUAUUUCUGUUCGAUUUUGCGCGAAGCGGAUACUCCUAUUCUCAGACCUAUUGCCUACCUCUCUCGGAAAAUGCUUUCGAUCUUGCCGGCCUAGAUCUUUACGACAUCAUCUCCACGGUCGACGGUGACUGUGAGGUGCCUAUUAACGAGCCUAAUACUAUCGAAAUAAUGAACAGGACAAUCCGAGCAGAUAAGGACAAUCGGUUCAAGUUGCGAACGGAACUGACCCCGGCUGACAUGCAGGCGAUACGUGGGCUCAUGGACAGCACAAACAAGUCCCCCGCCGUAGAGAUGCUCAGGACAAAGAUCUGCAGGGAGAGGAUAUACUGGCCCGUUGUUGCCCUCCUGUCUUCUACUCCAUCCGUGUAG